Molecule: messenger RNA, 633 nt
Organism: Mucor velutinosus
Lineage: Eukaryota; Fungi; Mucoromycota; Mucoromycetes; Mucorales; Mucoraceae
Exons: 2
Coding region: 1-633 (210 amino acids)
Source: RefSeq, a predicted model, not a curated record
AUGAAUCUACUCGCCUCGUCUAGCAUUGCCAGUAGCACCAUCAUCAGUAAACUUCAAGCGAGACGUUUUAGACUCGAUAGAAUUCUGGCUGAUUUGGAAGCUGAAGAUUCGUUCAAGCCUGAAAAUGUAGCAGAUCACUCGAUCAGAUUAUUCAUUGACGAAAGGCAAAGAUCAAUAAGCGCAAGAUUGUAUGACAGAUACGUGAAAGUCGUUGAAAAUGUCACCAAGUUGUUCAUAAGUAGCACUUUGUUCCGUAACUUUGCCAGAAAAGCGGUUCCAAGUAUUACCCAGAACAACUUCAAGGAAAGAUUUUUGACUCGAUGCAAUGCGUUGACAACUGAAGAAGAGGUAGAGGAUCAGGUAGAAGAACAAGAGAUUGCACCUGACGAAGCUUCUGCUCAGCUUUUGGGGAGCCAAAUGUCAGUCGAUGAAGCAAUCGCUGUGAGCGCAAGUCAAGUCAACCCAACGGCUUUGACUUACAGUCAAGUGACGAUUCUCAUGUUUGAGAGUGCUCAAGACUAUUUUACGGUGUAUCAAGCUUCGAAAGUUGCGCUGAAGAGCCAGCAAAGAAAGCUGAUGAGCUGUGGUGCUUCACUUAUUCUGGAUCUUGUCGAUAUGACUGAUGGCAAUUAA